GAGCGGCAGAAAAUGAGUAAAUCUGUGGGGCCAGUGUCAUUCAGGGACGUGGCCGUGGACUUCACCCAGGAGGAGUGGCAGCAGCUGGAGCCCGAGCAGAAGACCACAUACCGGGAUGUGAUGCUGGAGAACUACAGCCAUCUCGUCUCCGUGGGCUGUCACAUUAUCAAACCGGAAGUUAUCAUCAAGUUGGAGCAAGGAGAAGAGCCAUGGAUAGUAGAAGGAGCAUUCCUACCGCAGGGUUACCCAGAAGAAGUCUGGAAAGCCAAUGAUCUGGGAGAAAGAGUCCAGGAAAAUGAAGGCAAAUAUUCAAGGCAAGCUGUAUCCAUCAACAACAAAACCCUGAUUGAAGAGAGAGGUAAUGGUCUUGGUAAGACUUUUAAUGUGGAAACGAACCCCAUUCCUUCAAGAAAAAUGUCCUAUAAAUGUGACUCAUGUGAAAAGAGUUUGAAAUCUAUUUCAGAAUAUAUUAGUAGUGAUGGAAGCUAUGCAAGAAUGAAGCCCGAUGAAUGUAGUGCGUGUGGGAAACCACUUCCCCACAUUAAACUUGAGAAAACUCAUCCAGGAGAUGAAUCUUAUGAAUUUAAUCAAAAUGGGGGAGGUUAUAGUCUAAAUGAAGAAAGUAUUUAUCAGAACAUUCAUAUUUUGGAGAAACCCUUUGAAUAUAUUGAAUGCCAGAAAGCCUUUCAGAAAGAUGCAGUUUUUGUUAAUCACAUGGAGGAGAAGCCCUAUAAGUGGAAUGAAUCUGAAAUAGCCUUUCUGCAAAUGUCCAACCUCAGCGUACACCAGAGGUCUCAUAUGGAAUUGAAGCCCUAUGAAUGCAGUGCAUGCGGGAAAUCCUUCUGUAAGAAGUCAAAGUUUAUCAUCCAUCAGAGGACUCACACAGGAGAGAAACCUUAUGAAUGUAAUCAGUGUGGGAAAUCCUUCUGCCAGAAGGGGACCCUCACUGUCCAUCAGCGCACACACACAGGGGAGAAGCCCUACGAAUGUAACGAAUGUGGAAAAACCUUCUACCAGAAGUUACACCUCAUUCAACAUCAGAGAACUCACUCAGGAGAGAAGCCCUAUGAAUGUAGCUACUGUGGAAAAUCCUUUUGCCAGAAGACACACCUCACACAACACCAGAGAACACAUUCAGGAGAGAGACCCUAUGUUUGUCAUGACUGUGGAAAAACCUUCUCCCAGAAGUCAGCACUUAACGACCAUCAGAAAAUCCACACGGGCGUGAAACUCUACAAGUGUAAUGAAUGUGGGAAGUGCUUCUGCCGCAAGUCUACACUCACCACACAUCAGAGGACACACACCGGAGAGAAGCCCUACGAAUGUAACGAGUGUGGGAAAUUCUUCUCACGGCUGUCUUAUCUCACUGUACACUACCGGACUCAUUCGGGAGAGAAGCCCUACGAAUGUAACGAGUGUGGGAAAACCUUCUACCUGAACUCAGCCCUCAUGAGACAUCAGCGAGUGCACACCGGAGAGAAACCGUACGAAUGUACCGAGUGUGGGAAACUCUUUUCUCAGCUGUCGUACCUCACUAUACACCACAGAACUCAUUCAGGAGUGAAACCGUACGAAUGUAAUGAGUGUGGGAAGACCUUCUACCAGAACUCAGCCCUCUGCAGACAUCGGAGAAUACAUAAAGGAGAGAAGCCCUACGAAUGUUAUAUAUGUGGAAAGUUCUUCUCCCAGAUGUCGUACCUCACCAUACACCAUCGAAUUCAUUCAGGAGAGAAGCCCUAUGAAUGUAAUGAGUGUGGUAAAACCUUCUGCCAGAAUUCAGCCCUUAACAGACAUCAGAGGACACACACAGGAGAGAAAGCCUAUGAGUGUUACGAGUGUGGGAAGUUCUUCUCUCAGAUGUCCUAUCUCACCAUCCACCACCGGAUCCAUUCGGGAGAGAAGCCCUUUGAAUGUAAUGAAUGUGGAAAAGCCUUCUCUCGGAUGUCAUACCUCACUGUACACUAUAGAACUCAUUCCGGAGAGAAGCCCUAUGAAUGUAACGAGUGUGGGAAAAAAUUCUACCACAAAUCAGCCUUCAAUAGCCAUCAGAGGAUUCACAGGAGAGGGAAUGUGAAUGUACUGGAUGUGGGGAGGCUUCUCUGAAGUCGGAGAACCUUUCAGUGUGGGAGUGGGAGAUGCCUGCCGACGUACGUCAGAGC
Neomonachus schauinslandi (Hawaiian monk seal) is the source of this 2159-nucleotide messenger RNA. RefSeq names its product zinc finger protein 12 (gene ZNF12). Gene Ontology annotation, molecular function: DNA-binding transcription factor activity, RNA polymerase II-specific; RNA polymerase II cis-regulatory region sequence-specific DNA binding. The coding region runs from base 13 to 2103 and encodes 696 amino acids. The record is from RefSeq and is a predicted model, not a curated record. Lineage: Eukaryota; Metazoa; Chordata; Mammalia; Carnivora; Phocidae. The transcript has 4 exons. Gene Ontology annotation, biological process: regulation of transcription by RNA polymerase II.